Messenger RNA from Vidua macroura (Pin-tailed whydah), 1560 nucleotides. Its product is annotated as basic proline-rich protein-like. Lineage: Eukaryota; Metazoa; Chordata; Aves; Passeriformes; Viduidae. The coding region runs from base 1 to 1560 and encodes 519 amino acids. The transcript is spliced from 3 exons. The record is from RefSeq and is a predicted model, not a curated record.
AUGCGGGCAUUCCGCCCUCCCGCUUCCAGCCGGCGCUGCCCGGGCGGGAGCCCUCCCGCAGCCACUGCCCCGGCGCCGCUCCCUCCCCAGCCCGAAGUUGGCGUCCCGGGGCAUCCCCGGCGGCCGCCCGGGCAGUGUCACCGGCGCCCGAUUUACGACUUCAGGUGCAGGAGCGGCGGGCAGCGCAGACCGACUCCCCGAGAGACAAAGGCUGCGUGUCGCUCGCCGGAGCGCCGCCGGGCGCGGAGCCGCCGGAGCCCGGAAAAACCCUCCGGGCCCCGCGCCCCGCCGGCAAAACGCCCCCAACAGCUGCGCCCCGUACCGCUCCGCCCGCGCGCGGGCGCCGCCGCCGCCCGCCUCACCUGCGGGGAGUUUUUCCAGCCCUGCGCCGCUGCCGGGGCUCGGGCUCCCCGGCGCUCCGCUCACUGCCUCAUUCCAAUAUGGCACGGCCCGCCAGAGCGCAUGCGCCCGCCGCCCGCCCGCCUGCCUCCCCCCUCCCGCCCCUCCGCCCUCCCCUCCCCUCACGGCUUUUCGGGCGCUCCGGCUCCCUCCUGCCGCGGGCGCGCCGAGCCCGCCGCCGCCGCCCGCCCGGCCCCGCGGGGUCCGGCCCCGACCCCGCCCCCGCCGCGCUGCCCCGGGCUGCUGCCCCCGGACACCUGCUCCCGCCGCGCCGGGGGCAGCGCGGGCUCGGCCGCCGGUAACGGGACGCGCCGCCGCCGCGACUCUGCCGGGGCGGGGCGGGCGUCCACGCCCUGCCCGGGCGCCGCGGGAAGGGACGCGGCCCGGCGGGCGAGCGGGCGGCCGGUGCCUGCCGCGGGAUGCGCGGUCCCGACUCCAUCCCCCCCGCCCCGGCGAGGAUUUAGCCCCCUUUCCCUCGGAAAGAACCGGCCCCGUCGGUCGGGGCGCGGGGACCGGCGGUUCCCUCCCCCCCGCGGGGCCGCGCAGCCGGCGGGGCCGCGCCAGCGCCGCAGUUGGCGGGGAGCGGGCGGGCGGCACCGGCCGUGUCGUCCCCCCCACCCAGGGCGGAGACCGGCGCCCCGCGCACUCGCCGCCGCUGCCCGCGGCGCAGCGAAGCGAAAGAAAAAGGAAGCGGGUUGUGCAACACCGCGCUCCUGCCCGUGCGGCGGGGACGGAGGGGAGGAAAGGGAGAGCCCCCCGCCCCGAUCCUCACAGCCGGUCCGCACCGAGGCGGUGGCCGACAACGAGCACGCCGCGAAGACGUUUCCCGUGGCGCUCGGGAGGGAGCACAGCGCGCCCGCCGCCCGGGACAGCGGGGCCCGCGCCCGGCAGGAGCCGCCCCGGGGCUCGCGGCGCUGCCCAAGGACGGCCCCCGCGGGGCUGGAGCGCUUCUUGCCCGCGGUUCCGUUUCCCGGAGCGCCGGCCCGCCCGCUCCCGCUGCCGUUCCCGCCGAGGCCCGGGCCCUCCGCUAGAGGGGGGUCUCGCCAUGCCGAUCCGCAGGGCCCCGCCGAGCGCUCCCGGCCCGGCACCGCGCAAUUAACUGUUCAAACGAAACCGCUGCCGCACCGCCUAAUUGAGUCCCAGCAGACACCGCCCGCGUAA